AUGGGGCACCCGCCGCUGGAGUUCAGCGACUGCUACCUGGACAGCCCCGACUUCCGAGAGCGCCUCAAGUGCUACGAGCAGGAGCUGGAGAGAACCAACAAGUUCAUCAAGGAGGUGAUCAAGGACGGCAACGCGCUCAUCGCCGCCAUCCGCGGAUACUCCUCAGCAGUGCAGAAGUUCUCCCAGACUCUGCAGUCCUUCCAGUUCGACUUCAUCGGUGACACACUAACAGAUGAUGAGAUCAAUAUUGCUGAGUCCUUUAAGGAGUUCGCAGAGCUGCUGCACGAAGUGGAGCUGGAGAGGUCCAUGAUGGUGCAGAAUGCAAGUGAUCUGCUGAUCAAACCUUUGGAAAACUUUCGGAAGGAGCAGAUAGGAUUCACCAAGGAAAGAAAGAAAAAGUUUGAGAAAGAUGGUGAGAAGUUUUACUCUAUGCUGGAUCGCCACUUGCAUUUGUCUUCCAAAAAGAAGGAAUCUCAGUUACAGGAGGCUGACCUUCAGGUGGACAAAGAGAGACACAAUUUCUUUGAGUCUUCCCUGGAGUACGUGUACCAGAUCCAGGAAGUACAAGAAAGCAAGAAAUUCAGUAUUGUGGAGCCGGUGCUGGCAUUUCUCCACAGCCUCUUCACUUACAACAACCUGACAGUGGAGCUGACACAGGAUUUCCUCCCAUACAAGCAGCAGCUCCAGCUCAGCCUGCAAAACACAAGGAAUCACUUUUCCAGCACACGGGAGGAGCUGGAAGAUCUGAAGAAGAGGAUGAAGGAAGCACCCCUAACCUGCAAGCUGCCUGGGCAGCCAACCAUCGAGGGCUACCUGUACACUCAGGAGAAAUGGGCUCUGGGCAUCUCCUGGGUGAAAUAUUACUGCCAGUACGAAAAAGAGGCAAAAACCUUACGGAUGACACCCAUAGACCAGAAGCCUGGAGCUAAGCAGGGCACCUUGGACCUGACCCUGAAAUCCUGUGUAAGGAGAAAGACUGACUCCAUAGACAAAAGGUUUUGUUUUGACAUUGAAACUAAUGAAAGGUCCGGGACCAUCACGCUGCAGGCGCUCUCAGAAGCCAACCGGAGGCUGUGGAUGGAGGCCAUGGACGGGAAGGAGCCGAUUUAUCACAGUCCCAUCACGAAGCAGGAAGAAAUGGAGCUGAACGAGGUGGGCUUCAAGUUUGUUCGGAAGUGCAUCAAUGCAGUGGAGACCAAAGGAAUCACUACGGAGGGCGUGUACCGGACUGUUGGCAGCAAUAUCCAGGUGCAGAAGUUACUGAAUGCCUUUUUUGAUCCAAAAUGCCCUGGGGAUGUGGAUCUCCAGAGUGGGGACUGGGACAUCAAGACCAUUACCAGCUCACUGAAGUUCUAUCUCAGGAACCUGUCUGAACCCGUCAUGACGUACAAGCUCCACAAAGAGCUGGUCCUGGCUGCCAAGUCUGAGAACCUGGAUUACAGGCUGGGAGCCAUUCAUGCACUGGUCUAUAAACUGCCUGACAAGAACAGGGAGAUGUUAGAACUCCUCAUCCAGCACCUUGUCAACGUCUGCGAGCACAGCCGGGAGAAUCUGAUGUCCCCGUCCAACAUGGGGGUGAUCUUCGGGCCCACCCUCAUGCGAGCACAGGAGGACACUGUGGCAGCCAUGAUGAACAUCAAGUUCCAAAACAUCGUGGUCGAGAUCCUGAUAGAGCACUUUGGGAAGAUCUACUCUGGCCCCCCAGAAGACACCACAGCCCCCCCGGUGCCCCCACCCAGGGUGGCUGCCCGGCGGCACAAACCCAUCACCAUCUCCAAGCGUCCCCUGAGGGAAAGACCCGUCUUCUUCGGUGCCUCUGUGGAGGAGAGCACAGCGGAGAGGCUCAGCCAGACCCCCAAUGGUGGCAGCGUGGAGUCCCCAAGCCCCUGCACCGCAGCCGCCUGCCCGCACCCCGGCCAGGGGGGGACGAGCACGCACUGAGCCCGAGCUGGGCAAGCUGGGGAGCAGGCUGCAGGACGGAGGGGUGAAGCCAGCUGGCAGGGCAGCCAACGGGGUGGUGACCAGCCCUGCCCUGAGGACUGCCACGCUGCAGGCCAGGAGACCGGCACCCCGGCCGGGCAUGGGCGGCAGAGAGGGGUGGCCUCUAGGACCAAAUUCUUUGAGACAGCUUCCCGAAGAACAGGCAGUUCUUCAUCGCCACAAGGCAGGAUUCCAAUUGAUGAGAGCUGAGGACAAAGGCUUUGUAAGCACACCUCAGCCCAGCUGGACCCAGGAGACUUUCUGUGCUUGUGACCCAGGAGUCAGAGCUGAGCCUUGCCAGCCCCAGUGCCCUGGAGAGCAGCUGUCUUACCAGACGAUGAUUUCCGAGCCACAAGUGGCUCAAGAAAUUAAGAGAAGGAGACCACGAUGGAGAGCAGGUCCUGCCCACACAUGUGUGUUGAACUGUUCCCUGCCCUCCCACUUCUCCUCCCUGCAGGCUGUGACAGUGCCAGUGUGUGCCUGCACAGCUGAUGGCAGCAUGGGCAGGGCUGGGGACACGGACCGCCUGCUCACCUGCUCAUUUUUGGGAAACACACCUUGAAAAGGGUGUUUGGACAGCACAAGGGCUGAGUCCCCGUGUUUGGAUGCAAGGGCAAAACAGCUGCAGUCCCUCCUUGCCCUGAGAAGCGCCUUCCUUUGUGCUCGUGUUCCUCACUUGGUGAAUGUCAGUGUGUGGGACAGCCAUGCCUGGUGACGCUGCCCAUGGUGACACAGGCUGGGCAGGGACAGGGGAACCACUGUGCUCAGCUCUGUGGGAUGUCUCCUCAUCUCCUCAUCUCCUCCUGAACACCCCUGGCCUGGAACACCGCGUGACAGACACAGCUUGGCCAGGGGCUUGGCCUGAGCCAUGGCCACAGCCUUACCUGGGGUCAGCUCUCAGGCAGCACCCUCAGGUCAGCAGCCUCCAAGGGUGCAGCUGGGGGAAGGGAGCAGCAGGUGCUCCUCUUCCUCCACUGCCUCCUCUUCCAUGUGAGCCACACUCCCACCAGAUCCACUUCUCACAGGCCCACCAAGAAGUCUCCAUCCUGGGUGAUUGUGGUGGCCAGCACAGAGGUGCUGAGGAUCUGAAACUCACUGUUCGUGGGUCAAACCCAUUGGUUUUUUUAGAACUUCCCAGUUUCUCGUUUGCUUGUUUAUUCAUUUCCAGUACAAAAUGCCCUGUCUUUCCCUCAGCCAUGGCCCUGUGGAUGAU
Messenger RNA from Sturnus vulgaris (Common starling), 3193 nucleotides. The record is from RefSeq and is a predicted model, not a curated record. Lineage: Eukaryota; Metazoa; Chordata; Aves; Passeriformes; Sturnidae.